Molecule: messenger RNA, 1017 nt
Organism: Penicillium diatomitis
Lineage: Eukaryota; Fungi; Ascomycota; Eurotiomycetes; Eurotiales; Aspergillaceae
Exons: 4
Coding region: 1-1017 (338 amino acids)
Biological process (GO): regulation of transcription by RNA polymerase II
Cellular component (GO): chromatin
Molecular function (GO): DNA-binding transcription factor activity, RNA polymerase II-specific; RNA polymerase II cis-regulatory region sequence-specific DNA binding
Source: RefSeq, a predicted model, not a curated record
AUGGAUCACAUCUCGACGCAGGGUGCACUCUUUGCCCCUGGCAUGUUCUACUCCCCCAUCAGCUCGACCACGGGUCUGCCACAGACUCCGUUUCCGUGGACACCUUCAAGCACAAUAGCAGCCCAGGACACACAUCACAAUGGGAAUGGCCCCGAUAAUGCAUCUCGCAGUCCCACAAGAAAGCCGUCACAAACAAAUGACAAGCGGGCCAGCAAGGCCAUGAAGGGCAGACGCGUACACGCAUGCGAGUUUCCCGGUUGCGAUAAAAUAUUCACUCGUGCAGAGCAUCGAAGGCGGCAUGAACUGGUCCACAAGAGCAAAAAGGCCCACAUGUGCACUUUUGUCGGGUGUCACAAGUCAUUCCACCGGCCGGACUACUUGAUGCAGCACUUGGCUCGCCACGGUGGAGUUCCUGUUUCAACGAUGAAGAAGCCCCCUUUGGCAAAGAGGCCCAAGUCCACCAAAUGUUCGACUCCUGAUUCGGUACAAUCCCAAUUACCAACAACAACGACAAUGAUGUCCUCCGGCAUGCUCAAUUCGGUGGAGGAGAACGAAAGUAGCGCGCAUGCAUUCAGAUCACUUGGUCGGUAUCACACGCCUGACGUAGAAUCCGAUACGUUUGAACAGCCUCAUCACGAGUUUUCCGCAGAAUCCUUUCACCUGGACGCCUAUCUCACUAUGACACACCCAAAUCAUCCCUGGCCGAAUCCAAAAACAUCACACUCGCCGGGAUCACAGAAUCCAGCGGCCUCUUUUCCAACGUUACGUCAUGAGACAGAUCUGGACAGAUAUUCGCGGCGGAUGUUUCAGCCGCACGCAUACCUCAGUCCGCCUCCAUCGCUUUCGCCACGCCUACAAGUUGCCAAACACAUACCCCUACCGUACUGGUAUAAUGAUAUUGAUAACACACUUCCACCAAUUGAUCCUGCAUUGUUCAGCAGUGAAGUCCCGUAUCUUCGUUGGCCCAGCGAGAGCAAUGAGAUUCGAUCGGCCAAUAUCGACCCCCGUAUAGUAUGA